CCAGUCCCAGCUCCGGUAUAGCAGAGGCGGUGAUGUUGUGGUGUGCUCCGGACGGCUGUGCAGUUUGGUAGCUGUACCCACUCAGGAGCAGCUGGAUCUCGCAGGCAUUUGCCCCUCACAAGUUUGAUAAAGAUCCAGAAUAACUUGAGCCUGGAAAAGUCAAAUCCUACUGUUUCAGAGAAGAUGUCAGAGUUCAGCUCUAAAGAUUCCUUGUUGCAUUGCUCAUCGUCCACGACAGAAACCAUGAACUAUCCCGAUGAGGUAUUCCUCAAUGCUGCCAAGAUCUUCCAAGGCAUUCAUCGUAAGAAACCCCCUGACAGAACCCUGGUGAACUAUGGUUCUGACAUUGAACACUCUGCACCAGAAUUCAAGGACGAAAGAUCUCAGCGCUGGUCUUAUGAAUUGGCUUUCAGUGCCCUGAAAUAUCAAGAUCUUCUUGAGACGAUAUUACUAGUCAGUGGCUUCUAUCAUUCCCAACCUUUGCCAGAUGAAAUGACAAGUCUGGUGGUGGUUAUGUUAUAUGACUUCCAGUUUCGAAAGUUUCAGCCACGCUAUCUUUCCAAUAAAGAUGAGGUUGUAGAGGAAGUACAAGAAGUAGAGACACUCCUCGAAAGCUAUAAAACCAAGCUGGCUGCAGCCCUUGCAAAAUGUCGAAUUAAGUAUGCAGCUCCAACCAUUGAGUAUAUCUUACCUGAGACUGUACGGAAACAAGAACAAAGAGCUUCUACAUUACCAAUUUAUGCUUGGAUUAACACAACCAAAGCCAGCAUCACAGAAGUUUUUAACACCUUAAAGAGAGAGGGGUUCACCCAGACUGAUUGUCCCUCAGAACUUGAUGGUUAUACAUAUUGUGUGGACCACCAUUGCCAAGAUUUGCUAAUUUUUCCAGCACAUUUUAAAGAGGAACUUUUCAACAUGGAAAUGGUUGUUAAUUACCAGCUAAUAUUACAGGACAAGUCACACAGCCUAGCGGCACAUUCAGUAACAGCCUUGCUCAACAUGGAUGAUGACAUCAUAGUGGCCAGCCCUUACCCAGACUAUACUAUUGCCCACAUUUCUGUGCUGACCAGUCAGUAUUCUUCUAAUAUAUAUGUCUGCGGAGUUAAGUCUGAAUCUAGAGAAGAAGAGAUGUUGGAUUUAUUCCGCAGCAUGGAAUGUAGAAAUAUUAAAAUGCUGAAGGAGAGUUUCACCGACAUCGACCUCACGAAUCCUAGGUUGCAGAAGGCAAAAAUCAUUCUCCUCAUGCCUCUGUGUUCAGGAUCAGGCGUCAGUGACCCAGUGGAGUUUAUCUUAAAUGAUCAUGGAGACACUUCUCUGCUCCAGGAUCUCUCUCAAGGGUACGUCUCUGCUGACCGGCUCAAUGAUCUGGCCAAACAUCAGCUCUCGGAGCUCAACCACGCCAUGAAAUUCAGUAAAGUGCAGGCAAUUGUAUACUGCACUUGCUCCAUUUAUCCUGAAGAAAAUGAAAAUGUGAUCAGUCAAGCCCUUCAGAUGAAAUUGGAAGGAAUCAAAGGGCAGCCAUACAGGAUUAGCCCUCCUCUUAUACCACUUUGCUCUUCAAAAGAAGUUGAAUCAGCCUCCGAGAACUUUUUUAAAAUGGAGCCAUCACAAAUUUCCAAUGGUUGUUUUCUUGCAGUCCUAACAAGGGAGAAGGAUCCAUCAGAAUCUUUCUCUGCUAAAGAUGUUCUGGCUCGAGCUGCUUCUAAGGGACUUCUUGAUGGUAUUGAAGUUCCCAAAUCUUCAAGAAGGGAGAAGAAGAGGUCCAAAGCAACACAUAAAAGUUCUCAUGGCCCAUCAGUAACUCAAGCAAAAAUCAACGAGUUUCUGAACAGGGAAAACAAUGUGAUCAGCCCAAGAAUACAACAAGAGCCAAAGAAUAGUUCUUUAAUGAGAAAACCAACAAAGCUUGGAGCAAUUCCUCCAAACAGUGCAACAGUGAAAACUACAAAUGGCCACGCUGCCAUCUCCAAAAUGUUAGAAAGACAACCAACCAUUGUCAGGCCAAAACCUGAAGAUAAGAUUGUGCUGAAGCCAGUCCAUAUUAUGUUGCCGCCAGUAAUGGUUCCUUUAUACAUGACUCCACCUGCUGUCAAAAUCCGGAGUCCAGUCCACUAUUACCAUCAGCGCUGGCAUGCAGGAACCAGGAGCACCAUCUCCGUACAAAGCCCUUAUAUACCGACAUUGCCAAAGGCUCCACCUCCCACUGUGGUUCGUCAUCCUAAGCCGUGGCAUUAAAUUGAGUUUAUGUAAUUAAUGUACUUCGUUGUGUUUAGUAGUAACACUGCUCAUUUUUACUAAAAUGACUUGUAUUUCUAACGUUGAGUUACCGAGUUACCAGUAUUGUAUCUUCUAACUAAUGAUAUUACAUUUCAUUUGGAGAAUAUGAAUUUGCAACGUUCUUCAUUUACUCCUAUCAGUCCAU
Molecule: messenger RNA, 2422 nt
Organism: Bufo bufo (common toad)
Lineage: Eukaryota; Metazoa; Chordata; Amphibia; Anura; Bufonidae
Gene: NSUN7
Product: NOP2/Sun RNA methyltransferase family member 7
Exons: 12
Coding region: 184-2235 (683 amino acids)
Molecular function (GO): methyltransferase activity
Source: RefSeq, a predicted model, not a curated record